Messenger RNA from Ochotona princeps (American pika), 1590 nucleotides. Its product is annotated as vomeronasal type-2 receptor 116-like. The record is from RefSeq and is a predicted model, not a curated record. Gene Ontology annotation, molecular function: G protein-coupled receptor activity. Gene Ontology annotation, cellular component: membrane. Gene Ontology annotation, biological process: G protein-coupled receptor signaling pathway. Lineage: Eukaryota; Metazoa; Chordata; Mammalia; Lagomorpha; Ochotonidae.
UCUGUCUAUCAGAAGGCCUCAAAGGACACUUCUAUGGCCCUCGCAUUGGUCUCCCUGAUGCUGCACUUUGGCUGGACGUGGGUGGGACUGGCAAUCCCGGAUCACCAGAAGGGUGUGGUGUUUCUGUCCGAUUUGAGAGCAGAGAUGCAGGAGCAUGGGCUUUGCCUAGCCUUUGUGGAGCUGAUCCCAGUGAACAACUGCUUUGUUCCCUCAGUAGAUUUAAAACAGCCAACCCGCAUCAUGAUGUCCUCAGCCAAUGUGGUUGUUCUGUUCAGUGACAAGGCAUUAUUUAUUAAGCUAAUCUUGCUGCUGACGAGGUCCCUGAUAAUAUGGAAGGAGAUGCACUCCAUUCUCGAGAGCCUCCAAUUUACAAAUCCAGCUGGCGACCCUGUGUACUUAGAUGAGAAAAGAAAGCUGGCUGCAGCAUAUGACAUUGUCAACUUCUGGAAAUUUCCCCAAGGACUUGGCCAUACCGUGAAAGUGGGACACUUCUCCUACGAUCCACCAGGCCAACAGUUGUCUCUCUCUGUGAAGUUGAUGGAGUGGGCCAUGGGAAUCACACAGACCCCACAAUCCAUGUGCAGCUCCAGCUGUGGCCAUGGGUUCUGGAGGACCACCCGGGAGGGAGAGCCCACCUGCUGUUUCGACUGCACUCUCUGUCCAUACAGCAAGAUUGCCAAAGAGACUGAUAUGGACCAGUGUGUGACAUGUCCUGAUCACCAGUAUGCCAACGCAGAACAUGACCGAUACCUGGACAAGCAAGUGACCUUCCUGGACUUUCAUGAUUCCCUGGGGAUGGUCCUGGCAUGCAUGGCUCUGUCCCUGUCUGUGGUGAUAGCUGCCAUCUUGGGGAUCUUUGCGAAGCACCAAGACACUCCCAUCGUCAAGGCCAAAAAACACAACCUCAGCUACAUCCUGCUCAUCUCACUCCUCCUCUGCUUCCUCUGCUCCUUCCUCUUCAUUGGGCAUCCCAACACAGCUACCUGCCUCCUAAGACAAGUCACAUUUGCCCUUAUGUUCACACUGGCUGUUUCUGCCGUGCUGGCCAAAACCAUCACUGUGGUUCGCUUCAAGGUCAUGAAGCCUGGAAGGACCAUGAGGCGAUUGCUGGUUUCAGGAGCCCCUAAAACUGUCAUUCCCAUCUGCUUCCUCAUCCAACUGACUCUCUGUGGCAUCUGGCUGGCAACAUCUCCUCCCUUUUUGGACAUAGAUGCACACUCUGAGCAUGAACACGUCAUCCUCACUGCCUUCUCCUGUGUGCUGGGCUUCCUGUGCUCAUUGGCCCUGGGGACCUUCAUUGUGGAUUUCCUUGCCAGAAACAUGCCUGACACGUUCAAUGAAGCAAAAUUCCUGACAUUCAGCAUGCUGGUGUUCUGCAGUGUGUGGGUGACCUUCCUGCCUGUGUACCACAGCACCAAGGGAAAGGUCAUGGUGGCUGUGGAGGUGUUCUCCAUCAUGGUCUCCAGUGUGGGUCUCCUGGGCUGCAUCUUUGCCCCCACGUGCUACAUCAUUCUCAUAAAACCUGAAAUGAAUUCUUUUAACGUUUUUCAAAACACCAGAGGGUCUAAGAGAAACAGGAAGAUUGUCUGA